Messenger RNA from Paramormyrops kingsleyae, 3413 nucleotides. Lineage: Eukaryota; Metazoa; Chordata; Actinopteri; Osteoglossiformes; Mormyridae. The record is from RefSeq and is a predicted model, not a curated record.
CAGGGACCUAAUGGUCAAAUCCCUUUGCAGUCACAGGGGUUUGAACCAGCAAGCUUCGGUUCACAGGCUCACUGUAGUAGCCUGACUUCACACUCUGCCUUCCCCAGUCAUUCAUUAACAAGAUAAAAUAGAUACAAGCAUCUUCACAUGGACAGUGUGAUUUUGCAGCACCCGCUCCUCAGGCUUGCUUGCAUCUCUCCCCACCCUCCUGCGUCGGCCAGGUGGGGGGGCGGCGUGACACGGACAUGUCUGGGGGGUCCCAGUGCAACGGGGCUCUGGAGAGGAGGUCCACGGUGCUGGUGGCGGAGACCCACGGGCAGCAGGUCCUCAGCGUGCUCCAGGGCUUCCGGGAGAGGAGCAUCCUCUUCGACUUCCGCAUCGUGGUGGGGGGGGAGUGCAUCCCCUGUCACCGCUGUGUGCUGGCUGCUUGCAGCGACUUCUUCAGGGCCAUGUUCGAGGUGAACAUGCGGGAGCGGGAUGAUGGCAGCGUCACCCUCAGCCAUCUGUCCCCCCGAGCCGUCCGCGCCUUCCUGGACUUCGCCUACACGGGCCAGAUGGAGAUCACCGAGGAGAACGUCGACAUGCUCUUCCAGCUCUCCUCCUUCCUACAGGUCUCCGUGCUCUCCAAGGCCUGUAGCGACUUCCUCAUCCGGACGCUGGAGCUGCACAACUGCCUGCAGCUGCUGGCCAUCGCCGAGGGCUACGGCUCCACCUGCCUGCAGCGGCGCGCCCUGGAGUUUGUCACGCGUGACUUCUACUCACUCACUAAGAUCCCCGACUUCCUGGACAUGAGCGCCAGCGUGCUGGAGACGUGUCUGUCUGCCGACGAGCUGCAGGUGCCGCACGAGGAGGCAGCACUGCGGGCGCUGCUUCUCUGGGUCGGGCACGACCCGGAGGCCCGCCGCCAUCUGCUGCCACGCCUCCUGCGCCGGGUGCGGCUGCACCAGCUGCCCGCAGACGUGCUGGAGGAGCUGAUUGGCUCCGAGGCCCUGCUGUCCGGCGACGGGGAUUGCGCCUGCAUCCUUAGCAGUGCAGUCUCUGGCCUGCGCGAGUUCGCAGGUUUCUACCCGGACGCCCGGCCCGCCACAGCCGAGAGCUACAUCUACGUGCACAAGACGGAGGAGGACGGCGAAAUCCGGCACACCUUCUGCUACAGCAUCCGGGCAGACCGCUGGCGAGAGCUCCCGCAGACCCACGCGACCGACAUGCCGGGCUCCAGCCUCUCCAGCUACGGGGAGAAGUUGUUUGUCACCGGUGGCUGCCAUGGCAACUGUUGCCGGGCGGUACGCCUCCAUAUAGCCGAGCCGUUCCACAACGCCACGGACGAGGUGUGGUGCUACUGCCCCCUGCAGGACAGCCUGGUGCCGGUGCCACCCAUGCAGAAACCGCGCACCAUGCACACCUCGGUCACGACGCUCGAGCGCCUCUACGUUAUCGGUGGCAAGACGCGGGGGGCCAGGAACAUCCGCAGCCUGCUGGACGUGGAGUACUAUGACCCCCUGGGCCGGGCCUGGUGUGGUGUCAGCCCCUUACCGCGGGGCAUUUACUACCCCGAGGCGAGUGCCUGUGGCAGCAUCAUCUACGUCUUGGGGUCGGAGGUGGAGAUCGCCGACGUCUUCAACCCCUCGCUGGACUGCUUCUUCCGAUACGAUGCCGUGGCCGACCAGUGGAGCCAGCUGGUGGCAGAGUUUGGCCAGUUCUUCCACGCCACGCUGGUGAAGGCCGUAUCGGUGUGCGACGUGCUCUACCUGUGUGACCUCUCCACGUACAAGGUGUACAGCUUCUGCCCGGAGACGUGCGUGUGGAAGGGAGAGGGCUCCUUCGAGUGUGCCGGCUUCAACGCCGGCGCCAUCGGUGUCGCCGACAAGAUCUACAUCCUGGGCGGCGACUACUCACCGGACGAGAUCACGGACGAGGUUCAGGUGUACCACAGCGGCCGCUCGGAGUGGGAGGAAGUGUCCCCUAUGCCACGAGCACUCACCGAGUUCCACUGCCAGAUCAUACACUUCAACCGCUACCGGGACCCUUGGAAGGUGGAGCAGUGAGCCAGCCAAUCAGAGAGGGGGUGGUCGGGGGGUGGGAGUAUGGGGCAGGGCUGCAUGCGAGUGCAUCAUGAUGAGGAAGAGGAGCAGAGGGGGGAAGAAUCUGCUGGGCUGCUGCCUUUAAGCUUUAAAUCCGCUUCACCCAGUUGGACUCCCAUCCAUGAAGACCCACGUUGACUCCGCCCGCCAUCAUGAACCUCCUACCAUCCCCCAACACGUCAGGACACCACAGCCAGUGGGGGGCGCUAGCGGACUCAUCUGCUUCUCUAUCGAUGUCCGUUCUGUCUGUUUAGCAUUUUUAAAAUACUUUCUAUAGCUGGCCGGUGUUAAACGACAAACUGAGUUUGCCGUUCUGGUUCAUUUCCGUUUAGACGUGCCGAUCAUGAUUUCAUCCACCGUCCCCCGAUAUCCACUGAUGUCUCUCUCAGCAUGUGACUCUGGCAUCUGCAGCUUGGACUGAUCAGGUGUUUGCACUGUGUUGCAGCACCGUCUAUAUGUACUGCUGGCGCCGUAGCACUGCCCCCUGCAGGAGAAUUCAGGUAGUGCCUAAAAUAUCCGAUGCCUUCCAGGCUUUCGCCGUGUUUGCUGCAUGUUUCCAGGUUACUUUCCCCUUUCUGGGGUAAAACUGGGACAUUUCCAUACAAAAGUAACGAAAGACACAGAACGAACCAAACAACAGCUGUCAGCAGUGUGGAAGCUGCAUGCUCCAGUGUAACAGCAAGCAUAUCUUUAAAGGCUUUGUCAAGCUUAGAGUGUCGCACACAUGGGUCCACGGAAGGUGCACUGCUGCAAUACGAAUAAGUAACACAGGGAGAGGCUGCGCAGACGUGGACAUUUACGCUCCUGAAAGUAAAAAUCCAGACCAAGAUUUUGUUUCAGCCAACGUUUUCAGUACUCUGACUGUGACACUUAAUGUUCAACGUUGGUUGAAGCAAAAUCUUUACUUUCCAGACCUGAAUUGUCCACCUCUGAUCAUCCCUGGGGGACUGAGGCUUGCUGGAGCAGACCUUCGCUGGGCCUGGCUGUUAAGCACUGACGGGGACUCUUACCCUGCUAGGACUGCGGUAAGCGGGGCCAGGCUGUCAUAUCAAUAAGUAUACAAGCUGAAGCAGCAGUUUCAGGACACCCACAUAGGAAAAACAGGAACAUGCCAAAAAUAGGAAGAUCAGUAGGUAUUUAUGGUUCUGUGUGUAAUGUUAUUGGGUUGAUCGCCAAAGAUUGGUUUGAUGUAACCAGAAAACAUCUAAAAGUAUAUUUCCAGGCUUAUAAUGAUAGAAUGGCUUACAGAUUCGACGUUAGCUGGUACAUAAAAGUGUCCAAUUUGUGACUUGUUUGGAAUGCUGCAAUAAAGUGUGUCAAUGUCAACAUGAA